Gallus gallus (chicken) is the source of this 2647-nucleotide messenger RNA. RefSeq lists its product as uncharacterized. Bases 1 to 693 code for a protein of 230 amino acids. Lineage: Eukaryota; Metazoa; Chordata; Aves; Galliformes; Phasianidae. The transcript has 4 exons. The record is from RefSeq and is a predicted model, not a curated record.
AUGCCCUUAGCCAAUGAUUUCUACAAAAACACUGGACUGAAGUAUAUUGCUGCUCUUCUAACUCCUGCAGUUCCCAAUGUUACUUCUUCCCUUGGAAAUGAGUGGCGUGGAGCUGUCACCCAGCUGAGGAAAACACUCUGCAUUUUUCGGUACCACGAGGGUUGGAAUCGAAGCAAGCAAGCAAGCAAACAAACAAACAAAAACCCGCAAUUAAAUGGUCUAAAAAUGGGGUCUAAAAGAUGUGAAGCACCCAUCGACGUGAGCAAGUCGGAGUGCCGGUGCGCAUCAACACGCAAACGCAGCGAGAAGGUUAAAAAGAGAGGUGAAAGUCACAUCCCAAACAGACACGCUCCACGGAGCGCCGGACCCACACGGGGCAGCACUCGGCAGACUAUCCGCGCUGCAACCUCAGCCUGCGGGAGCGCCGCGGGACGAAGCGCUCAGCCCCGUCCGCUGCCCGCGGUCAGACAGCGGGGCGGGCGGGGGGUACGGCCGGCGCUGAAGGGCCGUGUCGGCGCGUUGGGGCAGAUGAAGCGGGAGGGUGGAAAAGCGGGAGGCAGUCAGAGGUGCCCGCCGGCACCACAGCCGGGAGUAAGAAAAACUCCGCGGAGUACUUCCCUAGAGGAGACGGGAGCUCCCCUCAGCGAAGGCGCGGGGAGAGAGACGGAUUCCAAAUACCAUCAUUACCUUUGACUUGAGAGUUGCAGCUGAGGCCUUUGGAGAGACAUUUAGGACAUCUGAAGGACAAGACGUUGAAACUCGUGAUUUGAAGGCAGGAAGCGUAUGGAAUACAAAUCACCUCUGAUACACCCCUUGAUUUCUAUUUCUAGUAAAUAUUAUUCACCUAUUAGUCAUUUUCAGGGCUUGUUCUCAUUCAGUCACGUGGCUACAUGGAUGAGUUACUCAUUUUGUAGUAAUGCUGUCUUUGGAAGAUGAGCCACUACUAUCUGAGUGCUAUAGGAGUACGAUGAGCAAAAUUUACUCUGAUGUGACAGCUUUGUUCUGGGCAGCUAUGCAGGUCAGUUUAUGGGCUUUCCAGACAGUAUUUGCAUCCUCCCAUUGCUGAAUGCUCUAUUUCAGCUCCAUGUGUCCAUGCUUGGCUCAAAACUGAAUUACUCCACAUUUAUGCUACUAGAAUUCCUUUGGAUAAGCUGGUAUAAUGUAUCACUGUGGAAGAACACAGUGAUAGAGUAUGCUUCCGAUCCUCAUUUUCAGGACAUUAAGGCUACCUCCCUUACCUUCCUCCAAGAUAAACAGAAAAACCCUGCUCCAAACUGCUGCCUCAGCAUAUACUUUACAGUUAUUGUUUUGGAUUCUUAAAGCUUUUAUUAUUUGCUGUAUAUUCCUGAGCAUCCUUAUUGGAUCAAUCUGAUUUCAUUGUUUCUUUCUUUUUUUUUUUUUUCCCCACAGAAAGCUGGCAUUAAGAGGUUCUUUUUCCAGCAAUGAUAAUCUCACUUACUAUAAAUUAUUUUAUUUGUAGUACCUUGGAGACACUCUAAUGCUUUUACAUAACAAAAGAACCACUUAUUUCCAAAUACUUUAAAGCUUGUUUUCAUUUUUUCCAUCAUUUUUAAUAUGAAAAUCAUUGAAUUUGAUGUUAAAAAAAAUUGCUGUUUUAUUAAAAAAAUCAUGUACAGAAGUGUAUGUUUAAUCAUGUGAAGGGAAACUCCUAUUUCUCAAAUAUGUAAAAGAAAGUAUGAAUUUAAAUAGAUAAAUAAACCAAAAAGUAAAUGAAAGAAGUAAACUAUGCACUGGGAUGAGCUUUCCAUUGACACUAACCUUAAAGAUAGCAGCUGUCUGCAUGAAAGAGAUGCCUGAUAGCAAGACAAAUUUUCAAAACCAAACUUGCACCAGCAUGAUUUUGAUUUCUAGGCAAGUCUAGCUAAAAGGAGGAAACUUUAUAAACUAAUAUUAGAGGGAGAGUGAAGUCAUUUUAUGGGCUAAGAGUUUACAUAAUCCUUCUGACAUAAUCUCAGCAAUAAUGUAGUCAUGUAAGGCUGUUCAUUGUACAACGGUAAGAGGAUGCACAACUUAUUACAGUAGCAUAAAAAUAAAGGAAAAUAAUUUUAUGUUCAACAAAUGCACUUUUAUUCCCACCUGACAGAAAGAGGAACAACCAGUAAUAAUUCAGUGGAUUUGAUACUCAGCGUAUACAGAACUUUGUGGUACAAUUCCGAGUUAAAGGCACUGUUCCACUGAUGGCAGUCAUCCAGACUUCUUCUUAUGUGAAGGGCUAUAGUGGAAGCCAGAGCUACGAAUUAAUGCUUCCUUGUUGGUUAUGGCAUACAUGCACGAUGCAUCAAAAUCAUAUAAUAGUAUCAAAACUUCUGCCUACUCUGAACCAUCAGUGGGGCUUAGAAAACAAUCAACAAAAGGUCAGGAUCCUCCAGGCUGCAAUGAUUUUGCCUUGGUCAGACCACUUUCCCUUGACUUUGAUGCUUGCUUCACAUGACUGUGGAUCACUUAUUUUUUAUGGAAGUAAUUGUCAGCAUUUCCAGGGAGCAUUGCUCUGCUGUAUCACUAUGAUUAUUCAUUAAUGUGACUACUUUUUAAACAAUUAUGUAUGUAUUUAUUGUGCUGUACUACACUUGUAAAACUAAACAUUCUAAUUGUUAUAAAUAAUAACUGGUAUCAUCUGUUUUCCUAC